Messenger RNA from Pantherophis guttatus, 11605 nucleotides. Lineage: Eukaryota; Metazoa; Chordata; Lepidosauria; Squamata; Colubridae. The record is from RefSeq and is a predicted model, not a curated record.
CGAUGACGACACAGUGGGCGUGGCGUACAUACCGAACUACAAGGAAGCAGUGGCUGUGUGGGGCCGGCGCAGCGGUUUAUAGAGGAGUCAACCGUUGGUGAGCGACUCCUGCUGCGAGCGCCGGUCUCCGAAGUAGCUGGGCACCUUCAGCUUUGAUCGCUGCCGCGCUGCUGGUUCUGCUUGCUGCUCGUGUCAUCUACCUUGCUAGUCCAGUGCAAUGGAGAGCGGCGGGAGCGGGUCGGUGUCCGUGCGCGGAACCGGCCGAGAGAAAAAGAAAGGCAAGAAUGCUGACGAGUCUUCGGUAGCUGCAGUAGCAGGAGAGCCUGGUGGAAGCGGCGGCGGCGGUAAACCGCGGAAAUUCAACUUGAAGCGUGUAAUGGCAGAUGAGCUUGAAAGGUUCACCAGUAUGAGGAUAAAGAAGGAGAAGGAAAAACCCAAUACAACAUAUAGGAAUUCAUCUACUUCAUACUCAGAUAUUUCUGGGUCAGGUCAGACAUUGCAGGAUAUCUCUGAUGAAGAUGUGCUGGUUCUCUUUGAGCAGAUGCUGGUGGAUAUGAAUCUAAAUGAGGAAAAGCAGCAGCCUUUAAGGGAGAAAGACAUUAGUAUCAAGAGAGAAAUGGUGUCUCAGUACCUGCAUACUUCCAAAGCUGGCAUGAGUCAAAAGGAGAGCUCGAAGUCUCCUAUUAUGUAUAUUCAGGAACUAAAAUCUGGUCUUAAAGAUGCACAGCUUCUUGGAUGUUUAGAGUCUCUACGUGUGUCACUCAAUAACAAUCCUGUCAGCUGGGUGCAAAAUUUUGGAGCUGAAGGUCUGAAUUGCCUGCUGGACAUAUUGAAAGGUCUUCAUGAUGAGAAGGAUGAGUUUUCUGGGUCAUAUGACUUCAGGAUUGAACAUGAAAUUAUUAGAUGCUUAAAAGCUUUUAUGAACAACAAAUUUGGAAUUAAGACAAUGCUUGAAACAGAUGAUGGGAUUCUACUUUUGGCAAAAGCAGUUGAUCCUAAAGUCCCUACAAUGAUGAUUGACACUAUCAAGCUACUCUCUGCUCUCUGCAUCCUGCCUCAGCCUGUGGAUAUGCAUGAGCAAGUUUUGGGAGCAUUGACUGAACGUGCAGAAAUGGUUGAAGUAGAACGAUUUAAACCCAUUGUGGAUGGCCUGAAAAGUGGAACUUCAGUGGCAUUAAAGGUAGCUUGUUUACAGUUGAUCAAUGCUCUAAUCAUCCCAUCAGAUGAGCUUGACUUCAGAGUGCACAUCCGCAGUGAAUUAAUGCGCUCUGGACUGCAGGAAAUCCUCAAGGAACUGCAUGCUCAAGACAAUGAGGAGCUGAAACUACAGCUGCAGGUGUUUGAAGAAUAUGGUGAAGAGGAUUCUGCAGAACUCAGAGGCCGCUUGGAAGACAUUCGAAUAGAAAUGGAUGAUUUCAACGAAAUCUUCCAGAUUCUCCUGAAUACAGUAAAGGAUUCUAAGGCAGAACAACAUUUCCUCUCAAUUUUGCAACACUUCCUGCUAAUCCGCAAUGACUAUGAGGCCAGGCCUCAAUAUUUUAAACUAAUCGAUGAAUGCAUUUCACAGAUAGUUCUGUUCAGGAAUGGGGCUGACCCAGACUUUAAGCGCAAACACUUUGACUUUAAUGUUGAGGCCUUAAUAGAUAAUUUCAUUGAUCAAACUAAGGUGGCAAAAAGUGAAGCUAAAACCCUGGAAUUGGAGAAGAAGCUGGAAUCUGAGUUGACUGCACGUCAUGAAUUACAAGUUGAAAUGAAGAAGAAGGAAAGUGAUUUUGAGGAAAAAAUUCAAAAUUUACUUCAGGAGAAAGAAACAGUGGCAGCUGAGAAACAGCGUAUUACCUCAGAGAAGCAAAACUUAGAAAUUAAUAGCUCUUUGUUGAAUGAUGAGAUUGCUCUUCUGACCAAAGAACUUGAAGAACUUAAGAAGAAAAUGAAGCAUGUCAUUUCAUCUACGGGUUUCCCAUCACAGCAACCAUUACCUACCGGGACAGAAAGUCACCAAAUCCCUUCAUCCCUUUCUUCACAAACUGUUUCCCCUCCACCUGCUCUACCUGAGAUGUCAGGGCCUCCUCCCCCACCUUUGCCUGGGAUGCUGAGAUUACCACCUCCCCCACCCCCUCCCCUACCUCUACCUGGGAUUCCAGGGUUGCCACUUUCCCCACCACCUCUACCUGGGAUACCGGGGUUGUCCCCUCCCCCACCACUUCUACCCGGUAUGCCAGGAUUGCCCCCUCCUCCACCACCUCUGCCCGGUGUGCCAGGGUUGCCCCCUCCCCCACCACCUCUGCCUGGUAUGCCAGGAUUACCCCCUCCCCCACCACCUCUGCCCGGUAUGCCAGGGUUCCCCCCUCCCCCACCACCUCUGCCCGGUAUGCCAGGGUUGCCCCCUCCCCCACCACCUCUGCCUGGUAUGCCAGGAUUACCCCCUCCCCCACCACCUCUACCUGGGAUGUCAGGGCUGCCCCCUCCACAUCAGUUUGGGAUACCAAUGCCGCCACCACCUCCUACUCUAUCUGGUUUUGGAAUUAUGUCAGCCCCAAUUCUUCCAUUUGGAUUGCCUCCCAAGAAGGUUUACAAACCAGAAGUUCAGCUUAGGAGAACUAACUGGUCCAAGAUUACAGUACAGGAAUUAUCUGAAGGCUGUUUCUGGGUGAAAGCUAAGGAGGAUCGUUAUGAGAGUGAUGAUCUUUUUGCCAAGCUAACACUUCGUUUCUCAACUGCACAGACCAAAUCAAAAAAGCAACCUGAGAGUGGAGAGGAAAAGAACCAACCUAAGAAGAAAGUCAAGGAGCUGAGAGUGCUAGAUUCAAAAAAUGCUCAGAACCUUUCAAUUUUUUUGGGCUCCUUUCGUUUGCCUUAUGAGGAAAUCAAGAAUGCCAUCUUGGAGGUGAAUGAAGCUGUGUUGACUGAAUCCAUGGUGCAGAAUCUGAUUAAGUUAAUGCCUGAACCAGACAAAUUAAAGAUGAUCGCAGGACUAAAAGAAGAAUAUAAUGAACUAGCUGAGUCUGAGCAAUUUGGAAUUGUGAUUAGUUCAGUUUCCCGUCUGCUAUCAAGACUCAAUGCUAUACUCUUCAAGCUACAGUUUAAUGAGCAGGUAGAAAACAUAAAGCCAGAUAUUGUUGCUGUUACAGCAGCCUGUGAGGAACUUCGCAAUAGUGAGAACUUUGGUAGUCUUCUCUCCAUUAUCCUCCUUGUGGGCAACUACAUGAAUUCUGGCUCUAUGAAUGCUGGUGCCUUUGGAUUCAACAUUAGUUUUGUUUGCAAGCUUCGUGACACAAAGUCAACUGAUCAGAAGAUGACCUUACUUCACUUCUUGGCAGAAACAUGUGAACUGCAAUAUCCAAAUAUCCUGAAUUUUCCUGAUGAACUCAUCCAUGUGGAGAAAGCUUGUCAAGUUUCUGCUGAAAUUUUGCGGAAAAAUCUGGAUCAGAUGAACAAACAGAUUUCAGAUCUACAGCAUGAUGUUAACAAUUUUCCCAGUAGAACAGAAGAGAAGGACAAAUUUGUGGAGAAAAUGACCAGCUUUGUUAAGGAAGCCCAAGAACAGUAUGAGAAGUUACGAAUGAUGCAUGCAAAUAUGGAAAAUCUUUAUAUGGAAUUAGGACAAUACUUCCUCUUUGACACCAAUAAGAUAUCUAUUGAGGAGUUCUUCACAAAUCUGCGCAAUUUCAAAAAUAUGUUUGUGCAAGCUGUGAAGGAGAAUCAGAAAAGGCGUGAGAUGGAGGAGAAGAUGCGCAGAGCUAAAUUAGCGAAAGAAAAAGCAGAGAAAGAACGUCAGGAAAAGCAAAAGAAGAGAGAACAACUGAUUGAUAUGAAUGCAGAAGGAGAUGAGACAGGAGUUAUGGACAGCCUACUAGAAGCCUUACAGUCAGGUGCAGCCUUCCGUAGAAAAAGAGGACCACGCCAAGGAAACAAAAAUGUUGGCUGUGCAGUCACAUCAUUACUUGCUUCAGAGUUGAUCAAGGAAGAUGCUCUUGGUGCAAAAAAACCACGCAGAGGACUUAAAAAGGAUGAUGAUGUAGAGGUCACUGAAGAAACUCUUGAUGAAACCACUAUGGGGGCAAGCAGUCGUCAAAACUAGAGCUGGGUGACACCUAGGACCAAUGUCUUUGGCAUGAAACCUGUUUUACAAAGGAGUUGAAACAACACUAAGUCACUUUGCAGUUUUCCCUUUCACACUUAUAUACAUGGGAUAAAGAGGCAAAUAAUUUAAUCACUUCAGCCUGUGUCAUUCUAGAGCUGUUUUGCAAGAUCUUUAAAUUUGUGAUCAUAUUCUUUGAAUCUUAAAUUUGCUUUCUUCCUUCUUGUCUCAGUAUCAGAAAUGCAAAGGUUUUUGCUGAUUUAGUAACAUGCUUGGAACAAAUGUGAGAGUUUAUGCCUGUAGUUACCUACUUCCCUGCAGGCAGGAUUGGGAACACAUUCCCAAGAAGAAAAAUAUGGCACAGAAGAGAGGCUAAAGAUCAGAACCUAAUCUGCCCAUGUAUCUCACUGUAUUGAUGUUGCCAAAGCAGGAAUGCAGCAAGCUGCCUUAAUUAUGACUUUUUAAAUGUUUUGAUUGGGCAUCUGCAUCCCAAGAUUUUUUUUCUCAAAAGCCUUUUCUUCAUUAGUGAUAAUAGAAUGAACUGAUCCAUUCAAAUAUAGGAGGGAGGAUUGUUGGAUAUCUUAGCUAGAUUUGUCUUUUUCCCUUGCACUGUGCAUUUUCUUUUCUCACUUGCUUAUCAUAUACUGGGAAAGAAAGUGACUCAGAGAUCAUUUUAUCACUGUGGUGACAGGGUUCUCUGCAAGCGUUGUGAAGAAUUUUUUCUUUGAAUUGAAAUACUUUUACUGUUCUGCUCAGCUGCUCUUCCCCUUUUUAACACAAACUUACUAGUGAAAUGGUAAUAUCAAUGACCUAUUGAGAAAGAAAGUAUGGAUAGUUUGCUGUUGCUGCACUUGCAUGCUUUUGAAGUAAGAUUAAUAAAGUGAUUUACUCAGUCUCAGAAAGGGAUUUUAAGCCCUCUUUAGUUUGAGUGAAAAUGCUCACUGCAACUGCAAAGGAAUGAAGCUGAGAUUGUGUUUCUUCACUGAGAAUCAGUCAUGGAAGACUGAUUAGUAAAAUUAUGCAUACAUUUAAUCUUUUGUGGCAAAGUCCUUUGUAUAGUAUAGCACAUGGUUCCAAAUAUGCCAUGUAAAUUUCACAUAAAUUAAAGCUUGCUUACUUGCUUGCUUUAAUGGGUAAUAUGUAAAUCAAUGUAUGUUAAUUGCUAUAUGGUGGUGGAGGUGGACUGGAGCCCCCUCCCCCCCCGCCUGCCCCCCAAUCCCAUAAGGCCACUUUGACAGUAGAACUAAUUUUUAAUGAAAUUUGUUUAACAACGAACUUCAGUGAAGAUAAAAGAAAAAUAACAAAUAUAUACAUACAAUUAAAAUUGUGUAUUCUCUGGUAUUUCAGGGCAACCAACCACUAUCUGCCAAUAGACUUUCUCCCAUAGCAUGUAGCCAGCAUGUAUGCGUGGCAGAAAGAGAAAUUUAUAACAUUGGCUGAAUAUGAUGGGUCUCAGAUAUAUGUUAUGAACAUCUGAAAACUUCCAGGGCAAAUCAUUGGAUGCAGCCAAUGUACAAUUUUUAAUGAAAUUGAUGCUAUUCACUAGAUAAAAAAAUUAAGAAAUAUAUUUUCAUACAACUUAUCUGGAAUUGCCAAUAGUCACGUGAAUCUACUCGACUCAUUUUUACUUUCCCCCCCCUCACAGAUAUAAUACAUAAUCUCCCAUAUGAGUACUAAAUAGCAUACAGUAUCUGAAAAAUUCUGCAACAAGAAAAAGCAAAUGUACACAUAGAAGUCAUAGAAUCAUAGUGCUGGAAGGUACGUUGGAGGUCUUCUACUGUAGUCCAAUCCCCUGCCCAAGGCAGAAGUCCUUAUACCACCCCAAAUAAAUGAACGUCCAAUCUUUUCUUGCAAACCUCCAGCUUCCAGAACUCCAGAAGGUAAGCGGUUCCAUUGGCUAGUUGUUCUCACUAUCAGGAAAUUUCUUGUUAGUUCCAGGUCAGAUCUUUCUAUAACAAGUUUCCCCCUAAUGCUUUUCAUCCUGCCCUCAGGUGUUUUGGAGAAUAAAUCAACCCUCUCAUCUCUGUGAUUGCCCCUCAAAUCCUGGAAGACAAUGUUGUCAGCCCUAAUCCUUCUCUUUAUUAGGCUAGACAGACCUACUUCCCUUAAUUGUUCAUCAUAUGGUUUAGUCUCCAGACCCCUUAUUGUCUUAUUGUCUUUGUUGCUUUUCUCUACACUCUUUCUAGGAUCGCCAACAGCUUUUUUGUAGCAUGAGAUAGUACUGGACAUAGUAUUCUAAGUGUGAUCAUAGAGUGCCGUAUAACAUGCUACUAUCACUUCCCAUGAUCUUGAUGCUAUCCCUCUGUUGAUGCAACCUAGGACUGCAUUGGGUAUUUUUUGGGGGUGGGGGUGGUAGCUGAAGCACGCUGCUGGUUCAUACUUAAGUGGUAGUCCAUUAGGAGUCCUAGAUCUCUGUCACAGUUAUUAUUUAGCCCAGAACUGCUUAUUCUAUAACUCUGCAAUUGAUUUUUCGUGCCUGAGUGUAAGAUCUUAGUUUUCUCACAACUGAACUGCAUCUUGUUGGAUAAUGCCAGUUUCUCUAAUCUGUCAAGAUCCUUCUGAAUCUUAAGUCUGUCUUUCAAAUUGUUAACAUAAUGAGUUCUCCUUCUAUCCCUUCUUCUAGAUCAUGGGUGUUAGACUCAAGGCCUGUGGACCGGAUCUGGCCCGUGGGGUGCUUAGAUCUGGCCCACAGGGCUGCCCUGGAAACAGUGAGGGACCAGCCCACAGUGCCUCUGCCAGUGAAAACUGAGCUCACGAGGGCUGUGGGUGACCUUCCCGAGCUCCGUUUUCACUGGCAGAGGUUUGCAGGAGGCCGUCCCAGCCAAAAACAGCACUCAGGAACCUGUUUUCACUAGCAGAGUGCUCGGACCACCACAAGCAUCCCCUGACACGAGUAACGUCAAGCUGGCCACGCCCACCCUGGCCCCCCAAGGUCAAACAACCCUGAUGCGGCCCUCAAUUAAAUCGAGUUUGACACUCCUGUUCUAGAUCAUCUAUGAAGAUGUUGAAAAGUACUGGGCCCAAGACAACCUUGAGGUACCCGUCCUCAUGCUUCCUUCCUUGUAGAUGUAGGACCAUUGAGGAUUAUAUACUUGGUGUAUGUGGUCAGCCAAUUGUGAAUUCAUCUGGUGGUGGUACUGUCUAACCCACAUUUUUCUGCCUUACGAAGAAAUAGGCUGUGCUCCACUUUGUCAAAUGCCUUACUGAAGUCCAGUCAUACUAUAUCCACAUCAUUUCCCGAAUCAACUAAUUUACCAUUUUAUUAAAGAAGGCAAUAAGGUUUGUUUGUCAUGAUCUGUUUUUAACAAAUUCAUGCUGGCUUCUAUUAAUCUUCUUGUUCAUUUCUAGGUGCUCACAAAUACACUGCUUAAUGAUCUUUUCUAGGAUUUUCCUGGGUAUUGAUGAUAAGGUGAUUGGUCUGUAAUUUCCUGGUUCCACUUUUUUUCCUUUUUUUGAAAAUUGUAAUAGUGAUAGAGUUGGAAGGGAUCUUGAAGGUCAUCUAGUCCAACCACCUGCUCUCACACGAGAUCUAUACUAUUUUUGAUAGAUGGCUGUCCAAUCUUUUCCUAAAAGCAUCCAGUGUUGGGGAACCCACAAUUUCUGGAAGACUGCUAUUAUGUCACCCCUGAUCCUUCUUUUCACUAGAAUAGGUAUACCCAAAUUCCUAAAAUCAUUCUUCAUGUUUUAGUUUCUAGGCCCCUAACUUUGUUGUUCUUUUCUGAACUCUUUUCAAAGUCUCAACAUCUUUUUUUGUAUUGGGGUGACUAAAACCGGAUGCAGUAUUCUAAGUGUGGUCUUGCCAAGGCUUUGUAGAGCAGUACUGGUAGUUCACGUGAUCUUGAUUCUAUUCCUCUAUUAAUGCAACCUAGGAUCAGACCCACAUCAGCUCUUUUCCAGUCCUCUAGUAGAUCCCCUGUGCUCCAGGACCUUUGAAAGAUUUUAUUCAGUGGUUCUGCGAUCCUGUCUGCCAGUUCCUUCAGUAUCCUGGCAUGUAAUCCAUCUGGUCUGGGUAAUCUCAUCUUAUCUAGAGUUGAUAGCAGGGGUGAAAUGCUCCUGAUUCGGACCAGAUCGCCCGAUCCAGUAGCGAUGGAAGGCGGGUGGUUCGGAAAACUGGUAGCAAAAAUCCCUGCCCCCCCCAUGCCCAGCUGAGCCAUCAGAGGCUUUUUUUUUUUUACUUUUAAAAGCAUUUUUUCUGCAACCUCUUCGGCGGAAAAAAUGCUUUUAAAAGUAAAAAAAAAACCUCUGAUGAUCACACGGCUCAGCUGGGAUCAUCAAAGGCUUUUAAAAGAAAAAAAGGGUUUUUUUUCUUUUAAAUGCCUCUGCCGAUCCCAGCUGAGUUGCCUGAUCGGCAGAGACUUUUUUUCUUUUAAAUGCCUGUAACGAUCAGGCAACUCAGCUUGAAUCAUCAGAGGCAUUUAAAAGAAAAAAAGUCUCUGCCAAUCAGGCAACUCAGCUGGGAUCGUCAGAGCCUUUUGAAAGCAUUUUUUACAUGGUUUUUACUUUUAAAUGGUUUUAAAAGAAAAAAAUAAUAAUUGGCCACGCCCACCCAGUCACAUUACCCCCCCACCAAGCCACGCCCACAGAACCGGUAGUAACAAAUUUUAGAUUUCAUCCCUGGUUGAUAGGUCUUCUCUUACCAAUUCCUUGCCUACCUUGACCUAUAUUCCUGUUCUGUCUCCUAUGGUGCUUCUUUUGAUAGGUUGGACUAUUUUUGAUAGGUUGGAUUAUUUAUUAUUUACCAUCUCCCAUCAGUGGACCUAUCAUUUCCUUGCCUUGCUUCUUAUUCCUUACAUACUGAAAGAAACUUUUUUUGGCAUUUUUGGCAUUUUUUUGCAUGUCUUAGUUCCUUGGUUCACCUUCCUAUCACUUCAUCAAGAAAUAUCACUCAAGUAUUACCUUUUCUGCCUCACAUUUUCAAGAAUAUGCUGUUUAUUUUAGAAUGGCCAUGAAUCACAUACAUAUAUUUCUUUUUCAUAAAUACCCAGCUCCCUGUUCAACCACAGCAGGUUUAAUGGCAUUUUCAAGUUACUUUUGGUUUGGAGAGUAAGGACGGUAGUAAUGUCAUUUCCUCCCACCCCCCAAAUUAAUAUGCUGCCUCAUGAAAGAAAAUAAAUGACUGCAUUUAGGGAAAUGACUAUGGAACAAAAUACUUCUGCUGAACUCCCUUUGGCAAAUACCAAACUUGUUCUCUAUUUCUCAAAUGCAGUCUUCAUGUUCUUCCCUAAAUAAUUGUUAGGGAAUUGUCAGUCCUAUAAAAUGGAUAAAAAGCAAUGGGUGGAAGCUUGUCAGAGGGAGAUCCAGCCUGGAAAUGAGGAAUUUCCUGAUUGUAAAAACAAUGAAUUAGACAGCUUCACUCUCAAAGGUGGGGGUGCUCCAUCCCUGGAGGUUUCCAAGAAAAGAUUGGACUGUCAUCUGUCCAGGGUAGACUCAUAGGGGUGCUCUUGCCUUGGGCAGGGGUUGGACGAGAAUAUCCCUUCCAGCCCUAUGAUUCUAUGAUUUUAUGAAAAAAAUGUGUACUAUAUUUGAGGAUCCUUGCUGAGUAAAAUUGGACUACUGCAUAUGACAGCUGGCAGAAAGUCAGAGCUUUUUCUUCCAUAGCAAUAGUAAUAGCUCUUAGACUUUUAUACCACUUCACAGUGCUUUACAUUCCUCUCUGAGCAGUUUACAGAGCCAGCAUAUUGUCCCCAACAAUCUGGGUCCUCAUUUUACCCACCUCGGAAGGGUGGCAGGCUGAGUCAACCUUGAGCAUGGAACUGCCAAACUACAGGCAGUCAGCAGAAGUAGCUUGCAGUACAGCAUUCUAACUACUGCGUCACCAUGGCUCAUAUAAAUGAAUAGCUUUAACUGUUACUCAGGCACACAUAAUAGCUGAUUUAAAAGCCAAUGACUGAAUCAGGCUACAGAUUGCUUCCAUUCCCCUCCCAUUACUAACAAACUUGUUAUUUAUAUGUUAAAUAACCAGUGGUGAAAGUCAAAGUUUUUCCCAGAAGUUGUGAAUGCUCCAACACCGGAAAUUUUAAGAAGAUGGCUUCACAUGGUGUGUUUCCAUGCCGCCAUUCAUUGUCUUCUUGAAGAAUAAAAGGAUACAUUCACUUCUAUGGAAGAAAAUGCUUUGUAGUAUUGGGGAUCACAUUUUGAGCAAUCAAAAUUCCUUCAUGGCCUAUACAUAAAUGUUUUAUCACAUUUGAGGCAAGUCUGAUCUUUCUACAUAUAACCUUAUUUUUCUGGCCUAAGAAUUCAUUUUUUUAUUUCAGAAGAUGGUUUUUGUUGUUAGUUGCGAAGUCGUGUCCGACUCUUUGCGACCCCAUGGACAACGUUCCUCCAGGCCUUCCUGUCCUCUACUAUCCUCUGGAGUCCAUUUAAGCUCACGCCGACUGCUUCAGUGACUCCAUCCAGCCAGUUCUCUGUCGUCCCCUUCUUCUUUUGCCCUCAAUCUUUCCCAGCAUUAGGCUCUUCUCCAGUGAGUCCUUCCUUCUCAUUAGGUGGCCAAAAUAUUUGAGUUUCAUCUUCAGAAUCUGGCCUUCUAAAGAGCAGUCAGGAUUGAUCUCUAGGACUGACUGGUUUGAUCGCAUUGCAGUCCAAGGGACUCGCAGGAGUCUUCUCCAGCACCAUAGUUCAAAGGCCUCAAUUCUUUGGUGCUCAGCCUUUCUUAUGGUCCAACUUUCACAGCCAUACAUUGCAACUGGGAAAACCAUAGCCUUGACUAUACGCACUUUUGUUGGCAGGGUGAUUUCUCUGCUUUUUAGUAUGCUGUCUAGAUUUGCCAUAGCUUUCCUCCUAAGGAGCAAGCAUCUUUUUAUUUCUUGGCUACACUCUCCAUCUGCGGUGAUCUUGGGGCCCGGAAAAUAAAAUCUGUCACUACCUCCAUUUUUUCCCCAUCUAUUUACCAGGAUCAGAAGGUGGUACAUCGUGUUAAAAAAACAACCCUCCCCCCCUCCCAAUCCUCACACUGAAAUGCAAGCAUUUGACCAUGGCAUUUCACCCUGAGUUGGUACAGCAAGGGCCUUUCACCCACAAUAAGAUGAUACUAAAUGGGUGGGAUUCAAGCAGUUUGGUUGAAAAAGCUUUAUCAUCAGUCUGCAUGAUGUUCUGCUCCCUGGAGUUAAUCUUCUAACUGUUCUGCUCCCUGGAGUUAAUCUUCUAAAUACUGAAUAUCAGUGACUGGGAGAGGGGGGAUUUGUCUGUUAACCACUUUGUUACGUUUCCGCAUGUAUUUAAUUCCCCACUCUCUUCAUGGGUCAAGAUUUAGCUUUCUGAUAGUUCUCAGGGAAAAGCAAAGCAAUAAGAUAAUUUCUAGUGUGUAAAAAUAAUUUGUUGCAAAUUGCCAGUCAGAAAAAAGAUUUAAUAGAAUAUUUUCUGCUACAGAUUGGAAAAUAGAUUUAAGCUCUUUAAAUAAUUUCACCAUGUUUGGGGGAAGUGUUAUACAUCUUACUUCCAAAGCUUAUGAUGUGCCACUGGGAAGUUUGCAAAUCUUUUUUAUUUUAGUUUAUUAUUUUUCAUAAAAUAAAAAUAAGUCUUAUUUCA